GCCACCUGGAGCUCUUGGACCUUCACUCACCGAAGCAAAUCCACUCAGUAACUCAACUCUCCACCCAACAACUGUCGUCUGCUUGUCCACCAUGGAGACUAUCGACAUCGCGCAUCUGAAGUCUGGGGAGAUCAACCUUGGUACCUCGAUCAUGGCCGUCCAAUUCAAGGACGGCGUGGUAGUCGGUGCAGACAGUAGAACAACCAGCGGAAGCUACAUUGCCAACCGCGUUACAGACAAGCUAACGCACAUCCAUGAUCGCAUCUACUGUUGUCGCUCCGGCUCAGCUGCAGACACUCAAGCUGUCGCCGAUAUCGUACAUUACUACCUCCAGCUCUACACGCAGAUGCACGGUGGCCCGCCGCCCGUGCACACUGCGGCAAGCGUCUUCCAGAAGCUAUGCUACGAGAACAAGGACGCAUUAAGUGCUGGUAUCAUUGUUGCGGGAUGGGACAAGGACGUGGGCCCGAGCGUAUACAAUAUUCCUCUGGGUGGAGGGUUGUUCCGCCAACCUUGGGCGAUUGGAGGGUCUGGGUCAACAUAUGUAUAUGGAUAUUGCGACGCGACAUACCAGGAAGGUUGGGGCAAGGAGGAGACGAUUGAAUUUGUCAAGAACACACUUUCUCUGGCGAUGUCAAGAGAUGGCUCUUCAGGAGGCGUGAUUCGUAUGUGUGUGAUCACAGAGGAGAGCGUCGAGCGGCUCUUCGUACCAGGGAACGAGCUUCCGAAGUUCUGGGAAGGUAAAGAGGUGCUAGGCUUGCCUGACGUCAAGGAAGGGCCCAAGGAGGCCGUCGAACCCAUGGCUGUUGAGGUAUAGAUAUGAUUUUGCGACUACGUAUUACGAUAUUACACCGUGGAAUCGCUGUCGUUGCGGGUUGCAAUACGAGGUGCAGUGCAGUAUAUAAACGAGCCAGAUGUUACACUCUUCAGGACGAUGCCCAACCGCCAACUGCAUCUCCC
Messenger RNA from Laetiporus sulphureus 93-53, 960 nucleotides. Its product is annotated as 20S proteasome subunit. The transcript has 6 exons. NCBI's taxonomy places the organism in Eukaryota, Fungi, Basidiomycota, Agaricomycetes, Polyporales, Laetiporaceae. The record is from RefSeq and is a predicted model, not a curated record. Gene Ontology annotation, cellular component: proteasome core complex. Bases 92 to 817 code for a protein of 241 amino acids. Gene Ontology annotation, molecular function: threonine-type endopeptidase activity.